AUGUGUGAGGCAGAGGAAGAAACAAUUAUGCAUGUACUCUGGGAAUGCCCAGCAGCUAAUAACUUGUGGGGAAAUGAUGAAAGCUGUGUCAAAAAGUGGGUCAGAUCUGAGUCAAAUUUUAUGUCCCUUUGGGAGAAGCUCAUGGACAGACUCGCUAAGAACCAGUUGGAAGAGAUGACAAUUUUACUGAGAAAAGUGUGGCUAAGGAGAAAUGACUGGAUUUUUGAAAAAAUAAUGGCCUGUCCUAAGAACUCAUUUAGUGCUACAAAGGCAGCUCUACAUGAGUUUCGAGACUCACAAGUGGCUUUAACUCAAAGAGGUGCGGUACAGAAAACAAACACAGAAAUGGUAAGAUGGGAGAAACCAGAAAGGGGAUAUGUAAAGGUUAAUUGGGAUGCAUCUAUGGAUCUGAAGGGGAAGAGAAUGGGAAUAGGGAUUAUGAUAAGGGAUGAACAAGGUGAGACUAUGGUAACAGUGUGUGAUCAAAAGCCUAAUAUGGUCGAAGCAGCAGUAGCAGAAAGCUUAGCACUGAGAAAAGCAGCAGAGAUAUGCUCAGAACUUAACAUUCAAAGGGCCAUUUUUGAAGGGAAUGCAAAGGUAGUGAUUCUUGUUGUGAAUGGCGAUGAGGAUGCUUGUUUCAAUUUUAGUCCUAUAGUGGAAGACAUUAGAUUUUACCUCAGCAACAGACCAAAUUGGUCUAUACAGUUUGUACCUAAAGCCAAUAAUAUGGUAGCACAUAGUUUAGCAAAAAAAGCUAUAGUUAUGGAGGAAGAAAGAGUAUGGAUUGAGGAGGUCCCAGACUUUAUUGUGGGAGUUUUAAAUAGUGACAAAGAUGUAAUCCAGAAAGUUUAA
This is a messenger RNA of Carya illinoinensis, 852 nucleotides long. RefSeq lists its product as uncharacterized. Gene Ontology annotation, molecular function: RNA-DNA hybrid ribonuclease activity; nucleic acid binding. NCBI's taxonomy places the organism in Eukaryota, Viridiplantae, Streptophyta, Magnoliopsida, Fagales, Juglandaceae. The record is from RefSeq and is a predicted model, not a curated record. The coding region runs from base 1 to 852 and encodes 283 amino acids. The transcript has a single exon.